AAUAUAAUUAGUCAAAGGCAAAUAGGUCAAUAGCGAAGGCUCUUCUUACAAACAUCGCUUCUUGGAAUCGUACAAGAAUAGUAAUUCAAUAUUUCUCAAGCACUGCCAUUCUCAUCUCAAGGUUUAUUAAAAUGGAGAGCUUCUCCCGUUGAAUUCAAUCCCUCAAAUCAAAUACCGACCUUCAUAGUUCCUUCACACACUAAAAAUUACCAAACCCAGAAACACAGAAGAAAAAGGGGGCAACUUUGCUCACAAAAAGAAAAAACCACGAGAAAAGACUCGGCUUCUCUCCAAGUUGGGAUCGGAAGUCAUGUGGGCCUUGUGGACUUGGCUCUUCUCCUUCUUCUUCAUCCUAGCUCUGCUAUUACUUCUCGGUUUUCAGCUUAUAUGCUUGGUUGAUUUAGAGUAUGAUUAUAUCAACCCCUAUGAUUCAGCAUCAAGGAUAAACAGGGUAGUUUUGCCAGAGUUUAUUACUCAAGGAGUUCUAUGCUUAAUACUUCUUGCCACAGGACACUGGCUUGUGUGUCUAUUGCAUCUCCCAUACCUAUAUUAUAAUGUGAGACAAUAUAUUCAGGGACAGCACUUGGUAGAUGUAACUGAGAUCUAUAGCCAACUGAAAGUGGAGAAGAAGAAACGCUUCAUCAAGAUGGGAUAUCUCAUUUUCCUUUUCAUCUUCUCUUUAUUUUGGUUGCUUUUCACCCUUGGAGAAGAAUAUGAUUAAGCGAGGAUUCUUGCUUAUGGUCAGUAUUUCUUUGAUGCUUACUGGCUUGUGUUUAUGCUAGGUUCCCGCGAAAGAGAUGAGAGAGAGAAGAAAUCUCAGGGAUGCAGAAUCAGGAUCUGUAAAUUUAGGCAUGAUUUUGACGCCUAAUAUGUGAUUGUAUUUAACUAUUUAUCAGUUGAGACCAUCGUAAUUAGUCAUCAACAUUUUAGCAUUAUUUCCACCAUUUUUAUUAUAACUUUAAAUCUCUCACUCAUAACCGCAAGCAGCCGAAGCUACAAGUGUGGCAAUCCAAUUUAGUUAUUGUUCCCCUUCGUGAAAUUUAUUUGUUUGGAAACAUUUCUAGCAUCAUAAGCCAAAAUUUUGAGAGGUCCAAUUUUAUUUUUAAUUUGGUUUUGAUAAAUGUCAGUUCUUUUUUCCUUGACCAA
Messenger RNA from Humulus lupulus (European hop), 1146 nucleotides. RefSeq names its product protein cornichon homolog 4-like. NCBI's taxonomy places the organism in Eukaryota, Viridiplantae, Streptophyta, Magnoliopsida, Rosales, Cannabaceae. The record is from RefSeq and is a predicted model, not a curated record. The coding region runs from base 311 to 721 and encodes 136 amino acids. Gene Ontology annotation, biological process: vesicle-mediated transport. The transcript is spliced from 5 exons.